This is a messenger RNA of Penicillium cosmopolitanum, 519 nucleotides long. RefSeq lists its product as uncharacterized. The record is from RefSeq and is a predicted model, not a curated record. NCBI's taxonomy places the organism in Eukaryota, Fungi, Ascomycota, Eurotiomycetes, Eurotiales, Aspergillaceae. The transcript has a single exon. The coding region runs from base 1 to 519 and encodes 172 amino acids. Gene Ontology annotation, molecular function: DNA binding. Gene Ontology annotation, biological process: DNA integration; DNA recombination.
AUGGCCUUAGACCACCACCAGAUGGUCGUCGAUAAAGGCGAUCUCACCGUUUCUCUUGGUGACUGGGGAAUUGGUAAAGCUCUCGAAAGCUCCUACCUACGUCCGGACAACGUACUCCCAGCAAAUACGGUUGCCAUGGCUGCCCGGGUCGCCUUCGCCGGGUUUCGUCGGGUCGGGGAAUUGACAUACUCAGCUGCUGAACAAAGGAAUACGCAAAUCUUCGUUGCUACUAAGUUAACCUGGGGGGAUAUCAGAUUCUCCCCUACCAUGGACCACAUCCUCCUCACUUUAACGAGAAGUAAGACCGACCGAAACCACGAAGGUGUCAAUAUUGUCCUUGCAGCGACAAACGACGCGGCCUGCCCCGUUGAGGGCCUUUCUAAGCUACUCAUCCAUGAUUCACAACCUUCAACUGCUCCUUUUUUUUACGCUCUCCUCCGGGCUAUUCACCUCAGCUGCCUCCCAAUGUGCCGUUAUCGCCAAGCUCAAACGCUCUGGGGAAGAUACCACAGGACUUAA